AUGUUCCUUCUCACCUACCAGGGUGGAAGCUCUCAACAUGCAUUGACUUUCAUCCUCCUAUUCUCCCUGCCGCUCGUCACAACCGCCGCAUCCUGCGCCGGUGUCCUCCUCCAAACCAUCGCCACACGCUGGGACUCCUUGGGCAGCGCCUAUCAAUCCGAAAUAUGCUCUCGUGGCUGUCAACCCGUAAUGUCCACCUGGGAUGACUGGACCUACCCCAACACCUUCCUACCGUUAAUCGACACCAUGGCGACCGAAAUGUCACUCUCCGACAAGUUCAAAACCACAUUCACGCGCAUCGGCCAGGACAUCGCGACAUCCACAAAGAAUGAAUGCAGCGCGCUACUUGCACCGGGCCAACAUUUUUGUACCAGCGGCAAUACGCCAGAGAGCGACAAACUGGCGCAAUGGAAUUGGUGUUUUAAGAAACAAGCUGCAAAACAGGCGACGAGAAAUGCGUUUACGAUGCUCAGAUUGGUUUCGAGUGAGCUUUGUAAGGGGUCGGCGUAUAAGUACUUGGAGGAUGAUAAGUUGUGGACGGAGAUUUUGCCGCAGUAUAUGAGGAAGUAUGCUGGUACUUGUCAGCUUUCGGGUCCGAGGGACGAAGAAGAAGCUGGUAAAUCAGCGGGAACGCAAGAGCAGAAAGAAGUGAAGGAUGAAUUAUGA
This is a messenger RNA of Talaromyces marneffei, 666 nucleotides long. RefSeq lists its product as uncharacterized. The transcript has a single exon. The record is from RefSeq and is a predicted model, not a curated record. Bases 1 to 666 code for a protein of 221 amino acids. Lineage: Eukaryota; Fungi; Ascomycota; Eurotiomycetes; Eurotiales; Trichocomaceae.